UUGAGACCACCUUGUUCAUAUUAGUAGGUUCUAGCUUGUUACCAUCAUCCAUCUUCUCGUUUGCUUAGAUUAAGAGAGUUUGUGUAUUCUUGGUGCUAUAGAUCACUAGUUCUCUGUGGUUCGACAACCUUUUAUACUAUCAUUUGACUUGGGAGCCUUGAAAACUUCCAAUAUCAAAUUGGCGCCGUUGCCGGGGAACUAGUAGAUUUAUCAUUAGGAUUUCAAUCUUUCUUGAGACUAAGCUUUAUUUUCUUGCUUUGUUUUGCUUUUGUACAGUUACUAACCUUUUCUUCUAGCUUUUGUUAUUUGUAGAGAUGGCUUCAAGUUACCAUGGGGAGCCACAAGAAGAGGAAGACACAUUUGAAUAUCACAUUCAAGAUGACUUUGAUGCAAGUAUACUCACACCAGCACAACUUGUGAUGUUAUAUGAGCUUCAGAAGGAGUACCCAGGUUCGGCAAAGACAUCCCUAGCACGAAGGAUCCGGUUGGAGCUUAUUAAGGAUCGAGCAGAGCUUGAAGGAAGGGAGGUUACAAAGUAUGAGUUUAAUGUUGCCUAUGACCUUAAAGAGGUAAUGGAUUGGGCUCCACCACUCCAGCUGGAAGGUUGGGUCUAUCUCUAGAUAAGAGAAGUCUUCAUUUCCACUUCAGCCUAUGUUUACUGGUGCAACAAACAAGAGGCCAAGGGUCCUCUACCACCCAAUUCAGCCAAUAAACUCCAAGUGUGUGCCACUCCAACCCUGUACAUAUUUAAUUCUCAUGUUUCUUUAUUUUCCUUAGAUCUCUUCUUUGAGCUUACUCUCACACAAGGGACUGUGUGAAGUAAGUUUGGGGGAGAGUCAACUAUCUCACAUUGUUUUCUGUUUUGUCUACUUGUCAUGAGUCUCAUGCAUUGCAUUGCAUAUUUAUUUGCAUAAAAUUUUUUGAAAAAAAAACAAAAAAAAAUCAUUUAAUUGCAUCAUUUGCAUCUUUAGGAUUUGGGUAUAGAAGCAUUUAGAUUGCAUUCAUGCAUUGGGAGCAAACCUUAUAAAGGACACAUGUCUAGAACUCAAUUUGACACCCUAGUUAAACAUAUCAAAUAGCUUGAGCAUCUCUUAAAAAAGCUUGUAAGUUUCGAGCCUUGAAAACUCUUCUUGAAACAUGUUGCUUGCUUGAUAUUGACAUUGCUCUUGAAAGCCAACUCCAAUUUGAACUUGAACUUAAUGAACUUAAUCUCUCUUGCAUAUGGGCACUUGCAUACUUGAUCAUGGAUCUCAUACACAUUUGGGUUAUCUUAUUCCAUUCAUUAUCCUUUGUUAACCCAAAUGGAACUCUCCUACCCCUAAACCCUUAGCCAUUCUUUGAGACCAACAUUGAUUUGCUUGAGUGAGGCCUUCUUUUUGAUAGCUUGUCAUGUGCAAAAUCUUGAGAGUAUUGGGAGCGACAUAGAUUUGUUCUCAUCUCUUGCUAGCAUAGGAUCCUCAUUUGAGUUAGCAUCUAGGAUGGUUAGUGGGUUUGUUUAUUCUAAAGUUUGUUAUCUUGGGUUUGGGAGAAAAGAAAGAUGAGAAAGAUGAUCAAAAAGUUGAGAAAAGAAGCCACUAAGGAUCAAAAAUAAGAAAUCUCUAGAUUUAGUCUAUUUGAACCUUCCCCCAAUAUAAAGAAAAGAAAAAAAAAAAAAGAAAAAAAAAAAAAAAAAAAAAAAAAAAGAAAA
Messenger RNA from Raphanus sativus (radish), 1687 nucleotides. RefSeq lists its product as uncharacterized. The transcript has 2 exons. NCBI's taxonomy places the organism in Eukaryota, Viridiplantae, Streptophyta, Magnoliopsida, Brassicales, Brassicaceae. The record is from RefSeq and is a predicted model, not a curated record. The coding region runs from base 315 to 620 and encodes 101 amino acids.